UUCCAGAUCGUAGCACAGCCGAGUACGGCCGCUGGUGGCUGGCAGAUUAGCUAGCUAGCUUUUUGAGUCAGGUAAAGAAUAAGAAGAAACAACACGUAAGCCAGCAAAACAUGGCCACGGCGAAGAGUGAGGAGGAGAAAACAGACGGUAAAACGCUUAAUGGAGAUGUCAGCAUGUCAAGAACCGAGUACUGUAAGAAGUUGCAGGAAUGGAUGUGGCAGUAUUACUGCGGCUAUGCGAACUGGCAGAGCUGGAUGUUGAUGUCCGCUUUGCCGUUUCCUCCGUGUUUUCCACCGCAGUCUGGCAGCCAGCAUGCGGCCGACUCUUCUGCCUCUCCGUUCCCAACAGCCUCAGACAUGGCCAGCUGGUACAGCCAGCUUACGGCUCCGCCACAGACCACCACCACACCGGGUGCAAACCCCGGGAGCCUCUCGCCCUCGACACCAGCAGCAGCUGCGCCGAGCCCGGCACAGGCGAACGGAAACGCGCCCGGGCAGCAAGCAGGCAGAGAAUACACCAUUCCCUCCCCUUUACACAGAUUUCUAGCUGAAAUGGUGGAUUUCUUCAUCCUCUUCUGUGUUAAAGCAACCAUAGUUUUGUGGAUCAUGCACUUAAGUGGAAUGAAGGACAUUUCCAAAGUUGUUAUGCAGUUUGUGGUAGAGGAGAUAGAUGAGAACACGUCUCUGGAGGAUCUGCAGAAGAUGAUGGCGGUGGCUCUAGUGUACAGAGUUUUGGUUUGUUUCUAUGAGAUCAUCUGUAUUUGGGGAGCAGGAGGUGCCACACCCGGGAAGUUCCUGCUCGGCUUGCGAGUUGUGACCUGUGAUUCUACAGUCUUGGUACGACCCAACCGUGUCCUGGUGGUACCAGCAUCUAAUGUCACCUUGUCUGCUUCCACUGUACGAGCCUUGAAUAAGAACUUGUCCAUCGCGUUCCUCUUUCCUGUCUUCAUCACACUGCUGUUCUUCCAGCACAACAGGACUGUGUAUGACAUUGUGGCUGGAACCAUCGUGGUCCGACGUAGGGGGGGCAGAUGACCAGGGCCAUAGAUUAGAGAAUGGCUUUGGCACAGUAUCUGAAUAUAACCUUAUAGUAUUGAUGAUAUGGGAGUAUAACUCUAAUGAAACCUGAAAGGUUAUGGCCAUAGAUCGUGACCAGAUCUUUUUACUAUUUUAUUUAAAUGUGUUUGAUUAAUGCAUCUUAGAAUUUUGUGUUUUGGCGGUGAGCAUUUUAGUUGUUGAACAUCGAGGUGCUUGGUAAUUCUAGUGUUAAGACAUAUAUAAGAAAGAAACUUCCUAAGUGCUUGGGGAUGCUAGGCCAUACUGAUGAAUUGAGCAUUUAAUUGAUGUAUAGUUUUUAUAGUUUUUGAGAAAACCUCUCAACCCAGAUUCUAGUCUUAUCCAUUUAAUUCACCAAAGGGUUUGCAUUAGUGUUAUCCAGUAUCAGACUUCAAAGCACAGCCAGACAUGGCUGUUAUCAUUUGCAUUGAAGAUGAGGAGCUUAGCUUGACAUUUGGUAAAUGUCUGCCCUGCCCUUGUCCUCUGGAAUACAUUCUUUUCUCGCAUGCCUCUGUCUGGACUGUUGUAUUCUUGUUAAGGCCAUCAGUGUCUGAAAGGCUAUAAACAAGGCUGGCUUUCUCAUGUAUGUUAAAAUACGCCCUCUGUUCACAAGCUGCAUCACCCUGAUAGCAGCCCACUGCAUGUAUAUAAGCCAUACCUUGAAUCUAAGUGGAGGCUGCUGAUUAAAAAUAGUGGAUUGCAGUGCACAUGAUCGGUUUGCACAUUUUUAUUGUAUAUUUAUAUUAUUGUUAAAGGUUUAACAGUGAUGAGUUUUGAACUGGAUCCCAUGGCUGCUCUCACUGUUGCAAUUUUGGCAAAUUUCAUAAAUCAGAGCACAGAAGUUUACGUUCACUUCUGUGAUGAUCUCAAGCUCAAAGUGCAGCUUGGCUUUUUCAGGCUGAUGUAAUGACAAUAUAAACAAAGCCGUCCAUCAUUCUGUAUGAGACUAAUCUGUAUUUCAUUGUGCACUUCAGUUUAAUUAUACUAUUUUGCAAAUGUUUUAUUCUGAAUUGAUUAUAUAAUUAACUUAUUUGACAGGAGACAGUCAGAGUAUAUAUUGACCACUAAGAACUAGUGCAAAAUGUGCUGAAUUGAAGCUACUAUACUCUUUUCAUUUUCUUAAAAAUCCAAUUAAUUUUAUUUGCACCAACUUUAUUGCAUGUUAACAUUUUACUCUUGAAUACCGUUUGUUUUGAUGCUUAAAAAUGUUAAGAGAAUUUUUUAUUCUCAUUGAGGCAGUAUUUUAAGGUUUUAUCUUCAAUGUAAAGCAGUUAAAGCCUCAAAACGUCUUUCAUCAGGUUAUUUGUCCUUGCAAGUGGAAGGUUGCCCUUAUAUUUGAAAGGAGUAACACACUUUGUAGCUUUAUAGCAAAUGGAUUGGCAGUGUGUGCCUUUAAAUAACACUGCCUACUUUCUGAACUGCAGUAUCAAACAUUUCAUUUACAUUUACAUGAACUAAGGUGAUUUUUACUGUGAUGUCCACUAGAGGGUGCUGUUUGUACACAAGCUAAUUGUGUCUUAACGUUAAAAAGGCUCAUUGAGUUUCAAUAUGAAAAUGCCUUGCUCUUACACACUCCAGUGGCCCUGGCUCAUAGUGGCAGUCUCAAAGAAAGCCAACAGAAUUAGGCCUUCAUUUCAUAUCAUGGCCAAUCAGGAAUAAUUACUGUGAAAGGAAUGAUGAUUUCAAUCUUUUGGCAUAAAUAAAAAGUACAUAACCCGGCA
Pygocentrus nattereri (red-bellied piranha) is the source of this 2776-nucleotide messenger RNA. RefSeq names its product family with sequence similarity 8 member A1a (gene fam8a1a). The record is from RefSeq and is a predicted model, not a curated record. Lineage: Eukaryota; Metazoa; Chordata; Actinopteri; Characiformes; Serrasalmidae. The transcript has 5 exons. Bases 111 to 1034 code for a protein of 307 amino acids.